Molecule: messenger RNA, 321 nt
Organism: Psammomys obesus (fat sand rat)
Lineage: Eukaryota; Metazoa; Chordata; Mammalia; Rodentia; Muridae
Product: 40S ribosomal protein S21-like
Exons: 1
Coding region: 1-321 (106 amino acids)
Biological process (GO): translation; endonucleolytic cleavage to generate mature 3'-end of SSU-rRNA from (SSU-rRNA, 5.8S rRNA, LSU-rRNA); endonucleolytic cleavage in ITS1 to separate SSU-rRNA from 5.8S rRNA and LSU-rRNA from tricistronic rRNA transcript (SSU-rRNA, 5.8S rRNA, LSU-rRNA)
Cellular component (GO): cytosolic small ribosomal subunit; ribosome
Molecular function (GO): structural constituent of ribosome
Source: RefSeq, a predicted model, not a curated record
AUGACAUGGGUGUUUUAUCCUCUGGAAAAACCUGGACAGAGCUUCUUUUCUACAUUCCCACUGGAUCAGCAAGCAGGCACCACCUCUGGUGAGUUCAUGGACCUGUACUUGCUACAAAAAUGCUCCACAAGCAGCAUCAUUGGUGCCAAGGACUACACGUCCACCCAGAUGAAUAUGGCUGAGGCUGACAGGAUCACAGGCCAGUUAAAUGACCACUUUAAAAGCUAUGCUAUCUACAAGGCCAUUUGCAGGAUGGGCGAGUCAGAUGAUUCUAUUCUCUCACUGGCUAAAGCUGAUGGAAUUGUCUCAAAUAUUUUUUAA